Polyodon spathula (Mississippi paddlefish) is the source of this 2575-nucleotide messenger RNA. RefSeq names its product probable RNA-binding protein 18. The record is from RefSeq and is a predicted model, not a curated record. Lineage: Eukaryota; Metazoa; Chordata; Actinopteri; Acipenseriformes; Polyodontidae. Bases 134 to 706 code for a protein of 190 amino acids. Gene Ontology annotation, molecular function: RNA binding. The transcript has 6 exons.
CAUAGUGCGGCGCCUGUGUUGCUUUUUGUAGUUUAGGUUGGGGGAUGCUGUUUUGUAUUUAAAAGGUAUUUUAAUAUUUUACAGUACUUAGUGGCGGAACAAGGAAAUCUACUGCUAGUGGAAGACGUGACCUAUGGAGUCACAAAUUGAAACCCUUCCCUUUGAGAAUGCCUCGAUCCUCUCAGAAAGCACGUCACAAGAGGGUCAUCGGCUUUGGAUUGGCAACAUUGAUCCUAAGAUUACAGAAUACAACCUUGUAAAACUUCUGGAAAGAUUUGGCAAAGUCAAGCAGUUCGAUUUUCUGUUCCAUAAGUCUGGUCCGUUGGAGGGGCAGCCACGAGGGUAUUGCUUUGUAAACUUUGAGACAAAAGAGGAAGCAGAACGAGCUAUUCAGCGUUUAAACGGCAAACUGGCCCUGUCCAAGAAGCUGGUGGUACGCUGGGCACACGCACAAGUCAAAAGAUUUGAUCAGUUCAGAAAUGAUAAACUUCUUCCUAUCAGCCUUGAACCUUCGUCUAGCACAGACCAGACUCCAACCACACUAACCGUUAAUGCAAAAAUAAAAGCUAUUGAAGCCAAACUGAAAAUGAUGGCAGACAACCCAGAUGCAGACUAUAGUGGACCCUCAGCUUACUCAUACAAUAAGCCCACAGAGAAAAAACGAGCUGCUCCUUACAGCAAACAGCCCUGCAGAACCAAACGAUGACACUUUCAAAGAGGAACUUUACAUGAAGGAACUGUUUCUGCACUCUUCACAAUCCUAUGAUCUUUUGUAUCAUGGAAAUAGAGAUUUUUUUUUUUUUUUUGAAACGUAAUAGAUAACUUAUUAAAUGUGGUUGUAAACUCGAACAUUCUGUAGCAAGGUCACGUUUCUGUGUAGGGUAUGUUGAGCUGCUGGGUAGGUUACAUACUGGAGAUGCUUGCUGGUACAGUAAAGUUCAGUUUUAUCAGUCUGUCUGGUGCUGUUUUUGUUUGUUUUUGAAAUAUGCUUCAUCUUCUGGAAACUUUGAUAAAUAUGAGGGUUUUUUGCUAUUGAAAUUUUGUACCAUUUAGGCUAAAUGUUCAAAAUGGGUAUAUAUUGCUAUAUUUUUUAUUAUCAUCUAUAGUAACAUUAUUGAUGUAUACCUAUUUGUUGCAGUUGAUUCUGCUUUUCUUCCUGAAAUGUGUAUAAAUUGAUGUGUGCUGAUUUUCCUUGUUAAGCAGGACUUGUAUUUUCUUUAUAUUAUUUGAGCGUGUUUAUUUUAAAACUUUUGCAUAAUCAUAUAUGGCAAUUUUGACUUUUGCAGAGGUGUGUGUGUGUGUGUGAGUGAUUGUGUGUGUGCAAGCUACAAAAAUGCAUAGACCUCUGUAAUUUAGUAUGGCAUAUACCUGUUUCAAUUUGAUGUGAAGCUAUUGUAAAUGAUACCAAAUGAACUAACUAGACUGUUGGUGAAUCAAGCUCGACUGUACACUGAUUACACCACUGAAGCCACUCUUUUAGAUACAAGUGUUAAUUUUCUGUUCUUCCGAGUUCUUCGGUAUUCAACAACACAAAUUUUAUUUUCAGGGUUUCAAACCAUUUCUUUGAAAUCGUAUGUCAGUGUAGUUUAUUACAGCUUUAUAUUGUCCUCUGAAGAAGGGAAGCAGAAGAGUUUACCUAAACAACAGAAAGAACUUCAGUCUACCCAAAUACAGGGUAAAAUGAUGAUGUCAUAAUGAUUUACAGUAUUGCACACUGUACUGCUUAACUUUAAAGGAGAAAGGAUACAAAUAUUAUGUAGAAAGUACUGGGAAUAGUAUUAUUAUAUGGUCUCUGAUGUUUUAAUUGCAGCAAGGGUCGUUACAAUUAACUAACGACUUUGAAGUUUCAGAAAACCCAGCUAAUUCUCAUGUUUAAAGUCUAUAUGAUUUAAAAAAAAAAAAAAAAAAAAGAGAAAUGUUACCACUAUUGUGAAAUGACUUUCAUUUCAUUCUCUUAAUGCUGAGCCAUUUAGCUGUCAGAAUGAAUAAAAAUGAGUGCAAGAAGCCCACUAAAUCCUGACCUUCUCAUGUUACUUUCCUGGGAUUAUUCCAUGAUGAGACUACUGGUGGAUCUUCUGCAAUAUUAUCUAGUUACAAAAUGAGCCCAGAGCUUUUGACUUUUUUGUGUUUUUAAUUUUUGUUUAAGUAUUUGUUGGUAGGCAAGUAUAUUAAAUCCAGACUGUAUUUGAUAUAAAGGUGCACCAGGGUGCUCGGACGGAUGGAACUGCUGCAAAUAUUACUGAACGCUAGUAAACUAAUCUCUAAAUGAACGUGUCUGUUUGUUGAAAUGCAUAUAAACACUGUGUAUACAGUAUUUUUGUAUGCGUUAUAAAUAAAAUAAAUGAUCCCUGUAACUUAGACAGCUGUAUACGCACUUGGGUCAAAAGUGAUCGUUUGCCUUCAGUUUGGUCAAGUUUGACUACAACUAUAGUUUUGAGCACAGAGAAAUAUUAAACUCUUUUUGUAUCUUUUCACCUGCAGACCCAGCUGGUUUCUUGUACUGGAUUUGAAGUAGGAAUUUGUAUUCACUGCGUUGUAGUUAUCAGGCAAUAUGGCCCAAGCAUACAGAAAACAC